CUCCAAGAAGAAGAAGAACAUUGACUUAACAAUGGCAGGACUGGAUAAUCACAGUCAAAGUAGUACUGUUAUGAAUCCUCACGCUCAUGUAUUCGUGAAGUGUAAUUUCUGCAACAAAGACUUCACCAAAGACUGGAGCAGGAAAAGACAUGAAAAGAAAGUUCAUGGUGUAAACACCACAGACAACUAUGAAGUGGCAGAGAUAACAGUUCCUGAUGCUUCAAAAGUGUGCACUUACUGCGAUAAAGUUUUUUCCACCUCCUGUAACAAACGAGCUCAUGAACGUCGACAGCAUGGUGUGAACCCUGGCCCUGUAUCCCAUUCAGAUGGCCCAACUAUUGUGCAAUGUACAGAAUGCAAUGUGACUUUUGCUACCCUUACUGCUUACAGGGAACACCUUUCUUUAGUCCAUGACAUUGAGAUUCACAAAGCUCAGCAUGAGUUUACUUCUGAGGAAGAUUUCUUGAGAUGGAAAGACUGUAUGGAACUGGACAUUGGAGUCAAUUACACGGCUCAUUCUGGACCAAAGAAAUCAUGUGAUGGCACCAAACAGAUAUUCUACUGUCGAAGAUCAGGUGUUCAGUCAACGAAGAUUUCCAGUAAGAGUCGUGCAGAAAAGAGCCAAGGUACCUGUAAGAUGGGGUUUUACUGCACCUCAUCAAUUGAAGUUGUGAAGAAGGAUGAAAAGAUUUGUGUGACCUUUUACUCUGACCAUCGUGAUCACAACCUUGAUUUUAACAGCCAGGUUCACAUGACACUUCCCAAGAGUGAACAGGAUAAGAUUGCAGCUUGUGAUGAAAUCAUCAUAUCUGCAAAGCGUAAGUGUAAAUUUUCUUUUAUCUCAACAUGUAUUUCCUUACCUACCACUCAAACUCAUAAGCCCCAGUACAUUGUUAUGCUUAUGAUGAUUAUAGUGCAUUUAUUAGCAGACAUGGGGUAAUCAUUAUCUGUGCUGACAGUGGACCUCCAACUUGCCAAGAGUUAGAAAUCUAUUGUAUGAGUAUGUACCGUAUGAACUAUUAAUAUUGUACUACAUUACUAAUAAAUACUGCACAUGCAUUUCGGCACUUUCUUUCAAAAUGUUGUGGUACAGUAUAAAUUGAUAUUAUUCAUAUCAUAUUUAGUAAAUAUGGUAAACGAGUAUGAAAUGUGCAAGUUCACCUUUUAGCUCUUCCUAUAAUCACGACUGUAAUUAUGAUUAAUACAGCAAGUAAUUGUAAUCAUAAUC
Eriocheir sinensis (Chinese mitten crab) is the source of this 1228-nucleotide messenger RNA. RefSeq lists its product as uncharacterized. The record is from RefSeq and is a predicted model, not a curated record. NCBI's taxonomy places the organism in Eukaryota, Metazoa, Arthropoda, Malacostraca, Decapoda, Varunidae. Bases 32 to 940 code for a protein of 302 amino acids. The transcript has 4 exons.